Orussus abietinus is the source of this 3036-nucleotide messenger RNA. Its product is annotated as RUN domain-containing protein 1. Bases 101 to 1876 code for a protein of 591 amino acids. The transcript has 10 exons. The record is from RefSeq and is a predicted model, not a curated record. Lineage: Eukaryota; Metazoa; Arthropoda; Insecta; Hymenoptera; Orussidae.
GUCGUGACCCUUAGUACACGUGCGCAGAAGUUAAUUAAUGGAUUAAAUUUGUUGAAAGGUCUGGGAGCAGUAGUAAUGUGUAACGUUGGCUGAAAAAAAUAUGGUGGACAACGAUACGAUCAGCUGUGAGGACAUGACCAGUGAACUGCAUAAGUCCAGCGAAACCGAUGAUUUGGAUAACUCUGACGAAAGCGACAGACCUGCGGGGGAGCGAUGGGCCCCCGUGGGGGCUAACGAUGGAGAUAAUGAUUUUAGCGACGAAUUCAAAUAUUCCACUUGCUUAGAAAAUAUUUCAUAUGACAUGGAACGGUUAAAAGUGUUAGAAGAAGAACAAGAAACGCUCAAUUCAUCCUUAAUUGCAUUAACGACGCACUUUGCUCAGGUACAGUUCCGACUAAGACAAAUAGUAGAUGCACCUACCGAAGAGAAAGAAAGUUUACUUAAAGAACUAGAAGAAUUUGCAUUCCGAGGCAUUCCCAAUGUACCCAGCAGUCUUAGCUUAGAUAGUCGGUCGACUACACCAAGCUCACCGAUGCCGUGUAAACAGAGUUCUCUGGGAAUGCUAAGCGAUGUAGAGGUGGAAUCUAAAAUGGCUCUACAAAGGUCUAAGCAACGAGAACUAAUAAGCCAACUGAAAUCUCAAUUAGAAGAUCUGGAGAAAUACGCAUAUGAAACGGGGGGAGCCGAUGUGCCGCAGAGUGUCCUUCUAGAACGCCAAAAUGUGAUAAUCAAUCACUUAAAAGAAAAGCUGAACUUCAAUUUUGAUGACUUAUGCAAAAUGCCUUUGGAUGAUCUACGGUGGCAAGUAGAUUGUGCAUUCCGACAAAUCGUUAGCCCUCUGAAGAUGAAGGAACAACUCGUUACUCAAUUGAAGACCCAGAUUGCAGACCUAGAACGUUUCAUAAAUUACCUUCAAGGUGAAGUGAGUCCGGAAACUCUGGCAUGUACCUGUGCGUGUCCAGUACACAGCUCCGCAUUGGGCACCUCGACUUAUGCUAAGAGAUCCUAUGAAAGAAAGCUCAAUGAAGAAGAAAGCAGAACAAAGACCCUUAACACGGUUCGUAAGGUCAUGGCUCUCUUGCAGAUGUUCCUUGUGUCCCAACUAGGAUGUGGCAGCGAACGUAAAAGAAGCUCUACAAAGUCCUUCCAAAAUUGGAGAGAAUUAAGGACGAGACUGGACAUUGCCGUCGAACACGUGCUGGAGAUCGCCGCAGAGACGAACCGGGAGGCUGAGGAAACCAAUGAGGAAAAUGAUUAUUCUUCGGACUCGGAGUUCCCAUCUUCUAGAUGUAGUACCAAACUCACGUCGGCAGUCAGAAAACAUCUUGCCGUUUCUAUUCGAGACUUGAUGCAACAUGGUCUCGUCGCCGAUGUGCGUGCCAGUAGUGUGGUUCCCUUCGUUGGAUGUUUCCCCCAUAGAAGUCCUUCUUCGACGACUUUAAUGCAUGCUUGGGAACUUGUACUCAAGUAUUACGAGAUCAAACAUGGACAGCGAUACAACUCUAGUCCGGCACAAAAACUCUCGCAGAGCUUCAACUUGGAUCUUAUUGGAGAAAGAGUAUCGUCCUCGAAACAGAGUUUACUAAUGGUUAUUGGAAAUAUUAUUGGUUCCCAUACUCCUUACAAGAGGAGCUACGACUCGCACUUUAAAGCUUUCAUUUGUGCAGGACUAAAUACUAAUAAGUUGGUGGCUUGGUUAAAGCUGAUCUUGCAGUGUCAGUAUCUCCUGGAGAACCAUUACACAUCUUGGAGUUACGUCGUCAAAACUGGUUUCCAAGACGCUUUUCACACUCUUGAUCGACUCACAAACGUAAAGUUCAAUCUGCCCGUUGACUUGGCUGUACAUCAAUUCCAGAAUAUCAAGGAUGCUUUCUAAACAGAAUCAUACGAAUUAGAUGAAACAUAAUCUGAACGUAAUCGACUGGCUCGUGAUGGAAUGAAAAUAUUAAAAUACAGUAUAACAAGUUGAUGAAUUUUGUUCCUAUUUGGAACAAAGAAAAUGGGCUGUACACUGUGUGUCCGUUAAUCAGUUGCAUAAUUAACGAUUGUCAUUUAAUGGACACUUGCUGAAUACCUAUUAAAUAUUUGUUCCACGUUAGGGCAUCUAAGAAGUCUCGUAUGAGUUAAUAAUACGUUUAAACACGCAUCACUGUGAGAGGUACUCAAUGUUUUCAGUUAUUAACGCAUACAUGCCUAAUGAACUAAAUGACAUUGACAGUGUUUUACCAAAAAAUCUGUAAAGCCUUUAUAUUUUGUUCCUGUAUGUACUCCGAGAUAGGCCAGAAGAUUGUUACUGCCGAGCUACCAUGAGGAUUUUCUACCAGCUUAUUAACAUAACGCUUUAUAUUGUUCAAUGACAUGUACUUUAGUGUUAUCUGUAAUAUCCCUUAAAUUUAUAAGUACGUAAACAUAUCGAACAUUGUACGCCAUUGAAAAAGAAUGUCGACUUAUUAAGCCGGCAGUCUCCUCGGGCCAUAUGGCGGGACAGUUAAUAACGACAAUGUACACUGGCGGUCACGAAUGGCUUCCUCGUGUACACGGCACCACCAGGUGGUGGUUUCAGAUACCACGUAUCGCAGCAGCGACAAGUUUAAAUCGGAGAGAAGGCUGUAGUGAAUGUUUAUAAGAAAUCGGAAGUUUGUAAAUAAAAUUAAUUAUAGGAAACGUACUAAAAGUUCAUUCCGCAACGCAUUUGAUAUAUUUUAUACAUUUUUUCUUAUAACUGCCAACCGGAACGUAAAAAUUAUACGUUGAACCAGAGAAGAGUUGGGAAAUUGCUUAUGGGCAGAGUCGCGCAAUCGCGUCCUGUACUGUUCCCCGAUGGAGGAUGAACGCACUUGCCACCUGAUACCCUCCAAUGGCUGCCCAAUUUAAGGAUCCUCCCAGCACUGAACACGAUCGCGUGACCCUGCUCGUGAACAAUCUCCCAACUAAUCUCCGAUUAAAGUACGAGCUGACAAAAGUUUACCGACUUAUUAGCGAAUCAGCUGGCAGACCCUCUGUAUCAAAGUUUAAACAGCUUUUACCCGCUCGUAC